CCAAGAUUCUAACAUUUUUGUGAUAAAUAUGAAAUCAGUGGUUGUCUCAACAUACAACGAGACUGAUUCACCAGCUGGGUUUGUUACUAUUUACUCAACAGACCAGCCACAACAAAAAAUAAGUUCAAAAGCAAUUUUCCAUUUGAUGAAAGACAUUACUAUAAGCCUCGAUUCUAUUUUGGCCAACGCAAAUCUCACAAACGAAGAAUUUCAAAAAGUGAGAAAAACAGAAUCAGUUUUUGAAGUGACAAGGACAUCAAUAACACUCGACCACAUAAUUGCUCGAAGAAUAGCUGCCUCAACUGCAUCUGGAGUAUUUGUCACACUAAUCAACCUUCAGCAGAAAACUAUGACUCUAAAAAAUAUGGAGUUUAGAGUUUCAGGGACACUUGCUUCAACCAGCGAUCCGAUGAACAUCCACAUGGAGAAUAUCUAUGUUGACCAAUACUCCACAAUAAGCGGGUUCAGCUUCGAGACUGUAUGAAAUUACCCAGAAGCGUACCUGACGCCAACAGUGACGGUGAACAAUCUUACAAUUGACUCAUCUUUUCCUGAAGCCGAGGUCACCAUUAAACCUCCUUACUUCUUUUAUUCUGGACCAGGAAAUGUCACUGCCAAAUUUUGGAAUGCUACAAAUGGGUUCAGUCUAGAGACCAAUACUAUUGCAGGUUCCUACAUUUUUGCAUCUCAAGUCUGAAGUCCACCUGAUGGGAUUUUGAGAACAUUUGAUGUAGACACUUAUUAUGGGUCAAUACGUUAUAAUGAUGAUGGGAAAAAGGGAAAUAAUUUUAUUAUCGGACUGGUCAACGGGCUUGGAAGGAUUCAUAGAGUGCAGCUAUCCAAUUUCUUCGUUGAGGAUUAUGAUUCCUCAUAUAUGGGUAUUACAGUUAGGACACAGCCUUCUGAUACAGUAAUUUUGUCAAAUAUAGUUGCCACCAGAUAUUCAGCAUCCGCAGGUUUUUUGUGGCUACAUACAGGAAGUAAGCUCUUUUAA
Moneuplotes crassus is the source of this 994-nucleotide messenger RNA. Lineage: Eukaryota; Ciliophora; Spirotrichea; Euplotida; Euplotidae. The record is from the annotation of a GenBank genome assembly.